Messenger RNA from Seriola aureovittata, 664 nucleotides. Its product is annotated as lactose-binding lectin l-2-like. The transcript has a single exon. The coding region runs from base 87 to 605 and encodes 172 amino acids. NCBI's taxonomy places the organism in Eukaryota, Metazoa, Chordata, Actinopteri, Carangiformes, Carangidae. Gene Ontology annotation, molecular function: signaling receptor activity. The record is from RefSeq and is a predicted model, not a curated record.
GGGUGUCAAUCCCACUUAACGGUGCAGAUCAUCUCCAACCAACACACCGAUACAACGUCCUGCUCUUUUAACAGAGAGACACCAACAUGAUCUUGCUCUUCCUAUUAUUUGGUCUGGCUCUGGGUGCGGAGAAUCCUUCAGAUGAACAUGAUGUGAAGCUACAGCAAGGAAAUUGCACCAUGUCCUGGUUCAGCUUUAACGGCCGCUGCUACAAGUACAUGGCCACACCAAUGACCUGGGCUGAUGCAGAGCUCCACUGUGUGUCAGAGGAAGCCAACCUGGUGUCUAUCCACAGUCUGGAUGAAGAUAAUUUUGUCAAAGCCGUGAUCAAGAACUUUAGUUCCACUAGGCAAGACUCCUGGAUCGGACUCAGUGACACACAGAAGGAAGGAAGAUGGAUGUGGUCUGACGGGUCUGCUGUCAACUUUCUCUUAUGGGCCCCCAGACAGCCAGAUGAUAAAAGUGGAAUGGAAGACUGUGUACACAACAACUUUAUGACUGAUCUGAAAUGGAAUGAUCGACCAUGUUCUUUAUUUUCAUCUUUUGUUUGUGCAUCUCGCAUGUCUCCAGCAACCAAGAUAGUUGUGUACAAUUCAACCUGUUGACUUUGCACCUGUUUUUCUGUUGAAAUGCAUUGGACCACCAAAAUAAAAGUUAAACUGAG